This is a messenger RNA of Phialemonium atrogriseum, 3025 nucleotides long. Its product is annotated as glycosyl hydrolases family 18-domain-containing protein. The record is from RefSeq and is a predicted model, not a curated record. Gene Ontology annotation, biological process: carbohydrate metabolic process. Lineage: Eukaryota; Fungi; Ascomycota; Sordariomycetes; Cephalothecales; Cephalothecaceae. Gene Ontology annotation, molecular function: chitin binding. The transcript is spliced from 18 exons. The coding region runs from base 131 to 3025 and encodes 964 amino acids.
CUAGAAGACUUAAAAGCACUCCAUCGAGCGCUCUCGCAUCAAUUGCCUUAGCUGCAGAUCAGGGAAACGGUUGAUUGCCCAUCCCCGGUCGCUCGUUUGUUCUCUCUCCCCGUUUCGAGUCGUUUCCAUAAUGCCGAAACUCUUCCUCUUUGGCCUCCCGGCCGGGUCUCUUGUCGCUCUCUUCUGCGUCUUGCUCGCGCCACUAAUAUGGAUCGCGCCCGACUUACACCUGACCCCCUUCAAAUCGCACCUGGGUAGACGCCCGGAUUUUUGCGCCGACGGGUGCAUCUCGGACUGCGAUGCCCAUGCUGAGUGUGGCGAGUUCGCCUUACCGGCUAACAAGACAUGUCCACUGAACGUGUGUUGUUCGGAAUUUGGAUUCUGUGGCACUACGACCGACUUCUGGUUCGUUCUCUGGUCCCAUCUCGAAAAGAAAGCUGAGAGCAACUGCGUCGAACACCCCAAACCUCCGGCUGCCGCCACCGGCAAGGCCCUCUCUAGAGGCGAUUGGCUAGUAAUUGGUUACUACGAGGGGUGGAAUGCCCGGUCGAAAUGUCAUCAAACGAAGCCUGAAGACUUGCCGCGUGGCUGGACUUUCUCGGAUAACAAUACGGCGACGCAGCCGUUGCUUGGUAUUAUCUCGGCCGACGAGGGGAAGCGCGCCAAGUUUGUCUCCAACACGAUGAAAUUUCUGAACCGUCAUGGCUUUGACGGCUUUGAUUUGGACUGUGCUUGGCUCGACAUUACAUUGAAGCUGACAAAGGGCGUUAUAACAGGGAACACCCAGGCGCCCCUGACCGCGGGAGGCCAUGGCCGCAGUCUCGAGCUGACUUUCACCAUCCCGGCAUCCUACUGGUACCUCCGGUGGUUUGACGUCCCGGAACUGCUCAAAUAUGCCGACUGGACGAAUUUUAUGAGCUACGAUAUCCAUGGGAUUUGGGAUCGUGAGAGCCAAAUCGGGAGCAUUGUGCAGCGACAUACAAACCUCACCGAGAUCAAGUUCGCAGCCGCGCUCCUCUGGCGCAACAACGUCAAUCCAUCGAAAGUCACUCUCGGUUACGGUUUCUACGGGCAAUCUUUCACGCUCGCAGACCCGUCAUGCUCCAAGCCCGGGUGCGUCUUCAGCGAUGCAGCCAAGCCCGGAGUGUGCACCGGCACUGGCGGCUACCUGGCGUACUACGAGCUGAUGGACAUCCUGGGCAAGAAAGACAUCACCCCCGUGUGGGACAAGGAGGCCGCCGUCAAGUACUUCAAUUUCGACAGCGGCCAGUGGGUGUCGUUCGACGACAAGGAGACGUUCAAGCAGAAGCUGGACUGGGCCAACGAUGUGGGCCUCUCGGGCGCGCUGAUCUGGGCUAGCGAUCUGGACGACUAUGACUUCUCGGCGCACACGGGCCUGUUGGGGGAGGACUUCGCUAGCAACAUCAAGAUCCGUGAGGAGACGAUCAGCGCGGCACUCAGCGAGGCCGAGGCGAUAACGGCGAUGGAUGCGAGUCUCGACACCUCGUGCUACCGCGUCAAGGACUGUGUGUCUAUUGGAAUGUUUCAUUGUGACAAGGGGUAUUCGCAGAUGGGUUGGGAUCUAGAAGGGUGCCAGGCCAACUGGCCAUUUUUAUAUGGCGGCUUCGGGAGACCGAUAUGCUGUAAGACGGCCGUGGCACCCGAAAAGUGCAUGUGGCGAGGCGACGGGUUAGACUGUAACGGACAGUGCCACGAUGGCGAAGCUACGCUCUACAAGUCCAAGAACGGCGGCGCGUUCUCAAGUAAGGGGACUGUUGAACUGCAAGAUCUUAGGCCGUGUAAUCGUGGUGAGAAGGCAUUCUGCUGCAUGCAGAACAACUUUGCACAGCUUACAAAUGGCUGCUACUGGUCCGACUGCGGCGACAAGUGCAAGUACGGCGAGCUCGACAUUGCAUCUACAAUAGACCUCGACGGCAAAUGCAACAGCAAACAUAAUGGCAGGCACUACUGCUGCAAGGGCAUCGAUAAACCGCUGACGAACUGCCACUGGGUAGGCCAGGGUGACUGUGCGGACAACACUUGUAAUGCGAAGGAGGUGACUCUAGCUAGGGACUCGAUUGGAGACAACAAGUGGAACGCGUGCUUGUGGAGGCGCAAGAAAGAUUUGUGCUGCACAGUCAACACCCAGGUCACCGAAUAUAAGUGCGCCCGUCAAACAUGUGACUACGACGGCGAUUUCCGCUGCGACAUAGAUCCCGAAGCUGAUGACGAGUCGCUCGACGAAACUGAUGAGAACGGGAAUGAUCUCCCAGAAGAUGAAGUCGCUGCCCGGUCUGAGCUGCUCGCUGGCAAGGACAAGGGCAAGGGCAAGGCUAAGGUGUUCAAGAUAGAACUCGUCAUCGACAACAUCAAUUUUAUCGCCACACUUGUCUCUCGCCUAUGGCCCGGUGCCACGCAUCUGCACGACCGCCAGCGAGGCCGUAAUGCCGUGCCGGCAAGCGACCUCAUUUUCCAGCCUGACCGCAGCACUUGCUCGUCGACCGAGAUCAUCGUAACCAGGCGGAAAGACUGGACCAAGAAAGAGAUCGAGGACAAACUUGACACAGAACACAACCCAGAUGCUCAGUACUCUCGCGACCUCUUCAAAACAUUGGGGACUGGAGCCCUCCCCAAUGGCCAGAACAGCACGCAGCCAGUCGUGCCGUUCGGGUCGCAGGGCAACCGCAGCCCCAUGCUACUCGCGGACCGCGAGAUGAACCAGUUCAAGGGGCGCAUCUUUAACAUCGAACAGGACGCGAUGGCUAGUGACACAUUUAGAGACAACCUGGCUGAGGUCAUGAACAACAACUUCCACGGCCUCCUGGACGAGCAGGCGGCCAUCGAAAGACUCUUCAACCCGAUCCGCAUCACCAUCGCCGUCUUCCGCUACAUCCGCCACCCGGACGUGCUGCCCGUCAUCCAGGGCAACAGGCGCAAACUGCUGGAGGCGACGCAGCGCAUCUCGGCCAACGUGCUCACGCUCGGGAACGCGCACGCGCUGCACGAGGAGUUCGACUCCCUGUGA